Carassius gibelio (silver crucian carp) is the source of this 1916-nucleotide messenger RNA. Its product is annotated as myelin protein zero-like protein 2. Bases 438 to 1037 code for a protein of 199 amino acids. The record is from RefSeq and is a predicted model, not a curated record. Gene Ontology annotation, cellular component: membrane. Lineage: Eukaryota; Metazoa; Chordata; Actinopteri; Cypriniformes; Cyprinidae. Gene Ontology annotation, biological process: cell-cell adhesion. The transcript has 4 exons.
CGCUUUUCCAGUACAAGUAGAGUUAGAAAAAAUAUUUUAGUUUUAGUUUUGUUUAAGAAUAUAACCGACAAGGUUGUGUAACCUUUGUUAUAGCGGGAGGGAAGAACGAAUGAAACGAACAUCCAAAUCCCUGUGUUGUUGCUACACUGCUUAUGAGAAACAUGUAGUGGCAUGCAAUGGAUACCUAUAAGAGAGCAGAUAGCUUGAGGGAAUCUGAUGUGCAGAAGUACCGUGUCCUGACCGGUUUUUGUUAACUCCUUUUAAAUCUCCUCCUCUUUCCACUCACGGUGAAGAGCAAGCAGUGUGAGUGGUUUAGCAUAGCCGCUGUCCUCAGGAGUGCCGAGGUAUAACUAAUAUUUAGAUACUGAGUAUAAAUACAGUAAGUGUUUAGAUAUAUAGAUAAGAGUAGGCUCCUAUCAUCCUCCAGUAUUUUUCCUAUGUCUCGGGUCUGGAUGUACCUCUUUCCUGCACUGGGUGCGCUUGUCUUGCCAGGUGUACAUCAUGUGGAGGGAAUGGAGUUGCUUACGUCCUCGGAGUUGGAGGCAGUCAAUGGGACAGAUGUACGGCUCAAAUGUAUAUUUAAAUCGACACAUCCUCUCUCCGAAGAAAAAGUCUCUGUAUCCUGGAGCUUCCGACCACUUGGAAAGAUGACAGGAGAAUUGAUUUUUCACUACCAGAAAAGUGCAUUUCCACCGGAAAUAGGCAUGUUUAAGGGCCAUGCUGUAUGGUCUGGUGAUAUAAUGAAGGGUGAUGCAUCCAUCACGCUGCAGAAUGUGCAGUUCAGAUUUAAUGGUACCUACAGCUGCCAAGUCAAAAAUCCACCCGACAUCCAGGGCUUUAUAGGUGAGAUCAGCCUCAGAGUUGUUGAAAAAGUUUCAUUCUCUGAAAUUGGAAUUCUGGCAAUAGCUGUGGGUGGAUCCAUUGGCGUUGUUCUCCUGAUCCUCAUCAUUUUUACUGUUGUGCGGGUUUUCCGGAGACAGGAUGAUGAUAUGUUAGUUGAGAUGGAGGACCACAGAUCAGAGGAUCAGGUGCUUUGAGUGAGUCUGUGCUGUUAGUUGCUGUCUGGGCUAACCAAUCUGUACCUACUAGUGAUAACAUAUUUCAACACAGGAGUUUCUAAUUAUAUGAAAUAACAAUAUCUAGAUGGCAAAUUGAUCGUAGAAGCUUACGUUCUUCUACUCUUAUUUUUACAGAUAUAUGUUUUUAGUUAUCAUAACCUUUUUUAAUUUUUGAUUUAUGUAUGAAUACUUAACGUGAGGUCAAAUCUCAUAUUUUGAUAUCUAUCUUUUGUAUUCCUAAAAAGAUGAGAUAUGAAUUGUUUAUGUGUUUAAACUCUGACUUCAUUAACUGUUGCUGCCAAUUAUUAUGAUUGAGAAUUUUUGUCAUUCUUCAUUGUGUUUGUCUGUUGCACUACUUUACCACAGUUUCUGUCACAUACAGUAAAUCUGUGCAGCAAAAAAAUGUAAUAAAUAAUAAUUAUAAUAAAAAAAAAUAAAAAAAAAAUCAAUUUAAGGAAGCAAUAUAAAUUCUAAAACCAGUAACAAAUUUUGUCAGUAAAGAUAGAAUGGAUGGAUCAAAGAGAAACUUCAUGAAAAAAUGAAAAAUUAAACAAAUGUAGUACCUGGACCUUAAUAGUUUUUUGUACUGCCCAUCUAAAAUCUUCAGUGUUCUGGGAUUCUCUGUUCAUCAAUGCUGCAUGGAUUUUGCUAUUAAAAAAUAUAUAUUUUUAAAUGAGUAAAUUGAUUUUUUAAUCCUAGUUUCAAACAAACAUACUGUGCAUGUCUGUUCAAAUAUAUCAAAUAUAUAUAUUUUUUUAUAAAUUAGUUUUAUUAGAUUUUUCAAAUGUUUAGAGUUUUUUUUUUCUUGUACUUUACACAUUUUUAAAUUAAAUAAAAAAUACAUUUUGUUGUUGUGAA